UACUUAUCCACGUGGGUUCUGCGCGUGUUUCCCGGUCUCUGGUAGCCGGUGCUUUAAGCUCUGUCCCGGCGUAGUCGACAUGGGUCGCUCGGGGAAGUUGCCCUCCGGUGUCUCGGCCAAGUUGAAACGCUGGAAGAAAGGCCAUAGUAGCGACAGCAACCCUGCCAUCUGCCGCCACCGCCAGGCCGCCCGCAGCCGCUUCUUCAGCCGGCCCUCAGGAAAAAGUGACCUGACAGUUGAUGCGGUGAAGUUGCAUAAUGAGCUGCAGUCCGGGUCCCUGCGUCUGGGCAAAAGCGAAGCCCCUGAGACGGCCAUGGAAGAGGAGGUGGCCUCCGCUCUCACGGAGAAGUCCUCGGGUACCUUCCUGAGCGGCCUCUCGGACUGCACAAAUGUCACCUUCAGCAAAGUGCAGCGCUUCUGGGAGUCCAACUCGGCUGCUCACAAGGAGAUCUGUGCUGUUCUGGCUGCCGUCACUGAGGUGAUUCGCUCCCAGGGAGGGAAGGAGACAGAGACUGAGUACUUCGCUGCACUGAUGACAACGGUAGAGGCAGUGGAGUCCCCCGAGUCUCUGGCUGCUGUCGCUUACCUGCUGAACCUUGUCCUGAAGCGCGUGCCCAGCCCUGUGCUCAUUAAGAAGUUUUCUGAUACCUCCAAAGCCUUCAUGGACAUCAUGUCAGCCCAGACCAACAGUGGCUCCACCUCUGCCCUCCGAUGGGUCCUCUCCUGCCUGGCCACCGUUCUGCGGAAGCAGGACCUGGAGGCCUGGAGCUACCCCGUGACCCUACAGGUGUACCAUGGGCUGCUGAGCUUCACGGUGCACCCGAAGCCCAAGAUCCGGAAGGCUGCCCAGCAUGGAGUAUGCUCGGUCCUCAAGGGCAGUGAGUUCAUGUUUGGUGAAAAAGCCCCUGCCCAUCAUCCUGCUGCCAUUUCCACUGCCAAGUUCUGCAUCCAGGAGAUUGAGAAGUCUGGAGGCUCCAAGGAGGCCACCACCACGCUGCACAUGCUGACGCUGCUGAAGGACCUGCUGCCCUGCUUCCCGGAAGGCCUGGUGAAGAGCUGUAGCGAGACUCUCCUCAGGGUCAUGACCUUGAGCCACGUGUUGGUGACAGCCUGUGCCAUGCAGGCCUUCCACAGCCUCUUCCACGCCAAGCCCAGCCUGGGUACCCUGUCAGCGGAGCUCAAUGCCCAGAUCAUCACGGCCUUAUAUGACUAUGUUCCCAGCGAGAAUGACUUACAACCCCUGCUGGCCUGGCUUAAGGUCAUGGAGAAAGCCCACAUCAACCUGGUCCGACUGCAGCGGGACCUGGGGCUGGGUCACCUCCCUCGAUUUUUUGGAGCCGCGACCACCUGCCUCCUCUCCUCUCACUCGCAGGUGGUAACAGCUGCCACUCAGAGCCUUCAGGAGCUCCUGAAGGAAUGUGUCGCUCCCCACAUGGCCAGCAUUGGCUCCGUGACCUCUUCAGCCUCCGGCCCUGCCCAGUAUAUCUCCAAGAUGUUCAGGGCAGUGGAGGAAGGCCUGACGUACAAAUUCCACGCAGCAUGGAGCUCCGUGUUGCAGCUGCUGUGUGUCUUCUUCCAGGUCUGUGGGAGGCAGGCCCAUCCUGUGAUGAAGAAGUGCCUCCAGUCCCUGUGUGACCUGCGCCUCUCCCCCCAUUUCCCUCACACGGCAGCUCUGGAUCAGGCUGUGGGGGCUGCGGUGGCCAGCAUGGGACCCGAGGUGGUUUUAGAGGCUGUGCCUUUGGAAAUUGAUGGCUCUGAGGAGAAUCUGGAUUUCCCGCGGAGCUGGCUGCUGCCUGUCAUCCGGGACCACGUCCGGGAAGCGCGACUUGGUUUCUUCACCACCUAUUUCUUACCCCUGGCUACCACCCUGAAGAGCAAAGCAAUGGAUCUGGCGCAGGCGGGCAGGACAGUGGAGUCCAAGAUCUACGAUACGCUCCAGUGGCAGAUCUGGACCCUCCUGCCUGGGUUCUGCACGAGGCCCACAGAUGUGGCCGCCUCCUUCAAAGGGCUGGCGCGGACGCUGGGCACGGCCAUCAGUGAGCGUGCAGACCUGAGGGUCACUGUGUGCCAAGCCCUGCGAACCCUCAUUACCAAGGGCUGCGAGGCAGAGGCUGACCGUGUGGAGGUGAGCCGUUUUGCCAAGAACUUUCUGCCAAUCCUCUUCAACCUAUAUGGGCAGCCUGUUGGAGCCGGAGACACCCCAGCCCCUCGCCGGGCUGUGCUGGAAACUGUCAAAACCUACCUGACCAUUACAGAGCCUCAGUUGGUGAACAGCUUCCUGGAAAAAGCCAGUGAGAAGGUGCUGGACUCUGCUAGCUCUGACUUCACCAGAUUGUCUGUGUUGGACCUGGUUGUUGCCUUGGCUCCUCACGCAGAUGAAGCUGCCAUCAGCAAGCUGUACUCCACCAUCCAGCCCUACCUCGAGAGCAAGGCCCACGGAGUACAGAAGAAGGCCUACCGGGUGCUGGAGGAGGUGUGUGCCAGCCCCCAGGGCCCCGGGGCCCGCUUUGUGCAGAGCCACCUGGAUGACCUGAAGACGACCCUGCUGGACUCGUUGCGGAGCACUUCCUCACCUGCCAAGAGGCCCCGUUUGAAGUGCCUCAUACAUAUCGUGAAGAAGCUGUCAGCUGAGCAUGAGGAGUUCAUCACUGCCCUCGUCCCAGAGGUGAUCCUGUGUACCAAGGAGGUGUCGGUGGGUGCUCGGAAGAAUGCUUUUGCCCUGCUGGUGGAGAUGGGCCAUGCUUUCCUUCGGUUUGGCCCAAACCAGGAAGAGGCCCUGCAGCGCUACCUUGUCCUGAUCUACCCUGGCCUCGUGGGAGCCGUGACCAUGGUCAGCUGCAGCAUCCUGGCCCUGACGCACCUCCUGUUUGAGUUUAAAGGUCUCAUGGGGACCAGCACGGUAGAGCAGCUGCUGGAGAAUGUGUGCUUGCUCUUGGCUUCCCGCACCCGUGAUGUGGUCAAGUCGGCCCUGGGCUUCAUCAAGGUGGUGGGAGUUGUCAUGGACGUGGCGCACCUGGCCAAGCACGUGCCGCUGGUGAUGGAGGCCAUCGGGAAGCUUUCAGACGACAUGCGGCGGCACUUCCGCAUGAAGCUUCGGAACCUGUUCACCAAGUUCAUCCGCAAGUUCGGGUUUGAGCUGGUGAAGGGGCUGCUGCCUGAGGGGUACCACAAAGUCCUGGUAAACAUUCGGAAAGCCGAGGCCCGCGCCAAGCGGCACCGUGCUCUGAACCAGGCUGCCAUGGGAGAGGAUCAGCAGGAGGAGGGAGAGGAGCCUGCCCAGGGCAAAGGCGACAGCAUCGAGGAGCUCUUGGCUGACUCGGAGGAGGAGGAGGAGGAGGAAAGGAGCCAGGCCAAGGAGCGUCGGAGGCUGGCCCAACAGAGGAGCCAGGCGUGGCUGAAGGAGGGUGGCGGGGAUGAGCCCCUCAACUUCCUGGACCCUAAGGUGGCCCAGCGAGUCCUAGCCACACAGCCUGGGCCCGGCCGGGGCAAGAAGAAGGACCAUGGCUUCAAGGUGAGCGCCGAUGGCCGCCUCAUCAUCCGGGAGGAGGAGGAGGACGAUGCUGCCAUGGCCAAGACGGAGGAAGAGGAAGGCACGAAAGGGGAGGAUGAAGAGAUGGCUGACCUGAUGGAAGACAUGGGUGUCAGGAGUAAGAAACACCAGAAGCUCAAGCAUCAGAAGGAGGCUGAUGACGAGGAGCUGGAGAUGCCCCCUCGGUACCAAGCCGGAGGCUCUGGCAUCCACCGCCCUGUGGCCAAGAAGGCUACGCCUGGGGCUGAAUACAAGGCCAAGAAAGCAAAGGGUGACGUGAAGAAGAAAGGUCGGCUCGACCCCUAUGCCUACAUCCCCCUCAACAGAACCAAGCUCAACCGCAGGAAGAAGGUGAAGCUGCAGGGACAGUUCAAAGGCCUGGUGAGAGCUGCCCAGCGGGGAUCCCAGGUGGGACACAAACUCCGCAGAAAGGAUCGUCGGCCCUGAAGCCCCAGGGCCCCCAGAGCUGCUCUGUGAUCCAGCCUAAGGUCCCUCUGCAGCUCCCAAGCUGCUUUGACAUCAGUUGCAGAUGCUCGAGGUUCUGGCACAGCGUGGACUCAGAAUGACUUGUUGGACAGGGCUUGGCUUCCAGAGAGGCACCCAGGAUUUUGGAAGCUCCAAACUGGAAUCACCCUUCAGAGAUGUCCCUAGGGCCUAGAGAUGGGAAUGUGGCCUCGCUGCCUCCAAGCAGGCCAGUGAGGCUGCUGCGCUUUCUGCCCAGAUGGCCAUGUGCACCAGAGCAGUUUCCAUUUCUUCCAGCCGCCUGUAGCUAUGUGACACUUAGCCUGGCUGUGAUCUGGGCGUGUAAGAUUUGCUGUGACCAGAUGUAGAAUAAACAUGCACACCAUGCACUAUCCCUAGAAACACUGUGUGUUAUCACCUGCCCCUCCAGGGCCAAGAACCAUGUCCAGCUAUUGGCAAUGGUAGCUUGACCGCUUCUUGGCCAGUCCAGGCAUCCAGUCCAAGGCACUGCAGGCAGCCCUGGGUCGGGCCUUAGAACUUGCCCAGGGACACCCGCCUGUGUCAGGAGGUCUCCCUGGCUUCACGUGACAGCCCCAGUCAGAAGGCAACAUUCGGAGGUGCAGGAGGGGCAGUGAAUGCUCUGGGGCCAGUCUGUAGAGUGGCUGAAAGUUGCUUAGAGCUACGGCGCUGGCUGCCCCAGGCUGCCCCGCGCACAGCUUUCUCCCAGCAGCUUUGUUCGCUGAUUCACUGAGGUGUUUACUGAGCCCCUCGGAGCGCUGAGCGCAGCUGGAUCACCCGCC
Neomonachus schauinslandi (Hawaiian monk seal) is the source of this 4791-nucleotide messenger RNA. It is a transcript of the gene RRP12, whose product is annotated as ribosomal RNA processing 12 homolog. The coding region runs from base 80 to 3976 and encodes 1298 amino acids. The transcript has 34 exons. The record is from RefSeq and is a predicted model, not a curated record. Lineage: Eukaryota; Metazoa; Chordata; Mammalia; Carnivora; Phocidae.